AUGGCGCGGCUGCUGUGCGUGCCGGACAGCGACGGACCAGAGGAGAAAGAAAAUGCCUUCUGGGCAGCUGCAACAGUCCCGUCUGCGAAAAGUGUUGCUGAAGCGUUUGCUGACUAUCCUGAUGUUGUGUGUAUCCCCCGUCUGCUUCAUUUUGUCCGGGUUGCCGUGAAGCAGCAGCGGCGCCACCAGAGCCAAGAGCUGCGGAGAAGCGCAUCAAACCCCCGUGAAGGACAGCCGGAGACAGAGGCUGGAGAGGACAGACAACGCAUAGCGGCAGAAGAGCAGGGAGGAACAGAACCCCAGCAGAGAGCGAGACAGCUUGAUGAACUGGAAGCACUCAUCUUUCAAGGCUGUUGCCUGCUACUGGAGGCGAGCCAGCGGCAGAGGAAUGCCGCAGCGCAUGCGCAGGCACGGCGCCUCUGGGACGAGCACCGCGUUCUCUGCGCCGCUGAGAGUACGGGUACCCUGAACGACAAACGUUCACUUCCCCAUCGAGAUCGAGCUCGCGAGGAGCGAGACGAGGAAAUUCGGAAGCUUUACAAUGCAGCGUUCGUCAACGAAUGCGGUGACGGCAUGCCGGACAUGCGCGAGAGGCUUGUGCGGGAAGUGCUGCAAGUUCUUGAAGGAGGUCGACUAGACUUCGACGAAUAUCCAAAUGACAUCGAGGCAUCCUCCGCUUCGUCGUCUCGUGCUUCCAUCGAUGGACCAGCGGGCCCGAGUGAAUCGGGAGAGCAUCACAGUGUCUCCCAGCGAUCCGGCGAGUCGAGGGGCGAACCUGGUUACGGAGAGGGAGCGCGUUCUGGUCACCUCGUCAGAGGCGGAGUCUGGAACGCUGUGCGCGCUGAGCCACGAGGCACUAUAGGGCCUUUAGCCCCUUACCGUGCUGUGUCUGAUGUGGUAAAAGGUCUGGAGCGUCUUCGGUCAGGCGAUAUCUGCGCAGCUGCCGACGCACUGCGAAACGUCAACGCUAGAGUGUACGCGCGCGCGUUCGACGCAGUGGCUACACAGUCUGCAAUUUCCGUGAACGGGGGACUCCCUCUGCAAGCGUCUCCUACACUUCAAGAGGGAUCUCACAAAGUGGCGACGGCCGCUGCCGACUUCCAUUCCUUUUCGGAAGCAGGACGUGGAAUGGCGGAAACUGGCGCUGGGAGUUUUGCUGCGGCCGCGGGCCCUGCACUGAAACGCACUGGAUCGAUUCUUGGUGUAUGUACACCCGAAGACGUUGCUAUGUACGCCAUGCUCUGCUGCCUCGCCGUCAACACCAGAGAAGAACUAAAAGAGCAACUUGCAGAAGAUGCGCCUCUCAGGAAAGUGCUGGAACCGAGUCCUGUAGCACUUCAGGCUGCAGUGCUGUUCUCGCUGUCCGACUUUGAGCAGGCCUUCAAAGUCAUAUGCGAUAUGACGCCCGCGUUCGAACGCGAUCUUCUUCUUGGGGAAGAAUGCACGGCGCACCUUCUCCGAGAAAUACGCAGAAAUGCAGUUCUGGAGUUCACCACCGCAUAUAGUUCUCUCACUCUGUCAACACUCCUUGAAGCCUUCCCUCAACACUCUGCUGCCGCUCUAAGAGAAGACGUCGUUGCUGUGAUUGAAAGUCGCACGCUACCCUUCCGCUACGACGGAGUGAAUGACGGGACCGCGGCCGAGAAGGCCGAAGGUUUCGUGGAAACGGGGCUGGCGGAACGUUUCGCCAGGGGACAACAGUAA
Neospora caninum is the source of this 1704-nucleotide messenger RNA. RefSeq lists its product as hypothetical. Lineage: Eukaryota; Apicomplexa; Conoidasida; Eucoccidiorida; Sarcocystidae. Bases 1 to 1704 code for a protein of 567 amino acids. The transcript has 9 exons. The record is from RefSeq and is a predicted model, not a curated record. Gene Ontology annotation, cellular component: COP9 signalosome.